AUGAAACACAGUCCCUGGCUCUUUGGUCCAAAGCGAUGGUUUCUCAGUAGUUCAGACCAAGACACACCUGAAACAGAUGAAUCUGUUCCACUGGAGUAUGAUCUCAUAGAAUCCGAGAUUGAUAAGGAGAUUAGACCAGCCGUGACAGUUAAAAAGCUACACAUUGGAGAUUCUCUCAUGGGAACUAAACGACUAGUCAACUACUCAACGUGGAAUAGUUUGGUUUCAGGGAUCGCAAAGUUGAAACAUAUCGCCAGAUGUUGGAGUGGAACAGCACCAUGCAGAGGUUGGCACAUCUGCAGCAAGGCAAAUAAUGUUGACCUAUAUACUGAAACCGAGAAACAUAUCAUCAGAGAGGUCCAGAGAGAAGUGUUUGGAGAAGAAAUCAGAUGCAUCACAGAAGGUCGAGAACUUAACAAGAACAAUUCACUAAUGAAAUUGAACCCUUUCAUAGACUGUGAUGGUAUUCUGCGUGUAGGAGGCCGAUUAAAACAUUCCGAAUUGAACGUCAAUGAGAGAAACCCCAUCGUUAUUCCUGAUGAGUUCUCCACACUGACUGAUGACGAGGUGUCCGUGUUAUUAUGUUUUCUGUUUUCUUACUCCGGUCCUCCUGACUUCACUGACACAGAGUGGCUGGACUUGCUUAAUGCGAUACUACGAAGAUUUUACCGUGGAGAUAAUCCUGUAACACGUGCACGUGAGGAAGCACAGCAGACUCUGGACAGACUGAAGGCACGUGAUUAUCUUUGGGAAGAUCAGGACAAGAUAACGAACGACACAAAGGAUGAGACAAUGUAUAAGAUAGCAUCAAUAGACCGUGAUUUACCAUUCCUUUGCAGUAGUUAUGACACAGCCAGUGUGUACCUGAGAUCAGAGGGAUACUACAGAAAACCUGGAGAGAAGUGUGUCAUUAGUCCUGGCAGGGAUCACUUACUGAUACGCCGUCUACAGAUGAACAUACUGACUCACGUCACCAUGGAGGACACACGUAUAUAUGAUAAGAUAUACCGGAUAUUGAAUGUUUCAGAUAACAUACUAAGGAAAAGUGAAGAUCAACGGAUGGAAUUUCUAACGGAUCUAAGAAGAGAAGGGGAGGCUGUACAUUACAGAGGAAGAUCACAGGACAGUGUAGAUCACGUGACGUGGCUGUUGAAUUACGGGUUUGGAGCGAGACCUGACAUCGUGAGAUCCUGUAUAGGUCUACAUCCACACAACGAUAUCUACAUCAUAGACAACAAAGCUUACAGAAAAACCAGGUGUGCGUCCCUCACGCCCCCGUAA
Molecule: messenger RNA, 1281 nt
Organism: Saccostrea cuccullata (small rock oyster)
Lineage: Eukaryota; Metazoa; Mollusca; Bivalvia; Ostreida; Ostreidae
Exons: 4
Coding region: 1-1281 (426 amino acids)
Source: RefSeq, a predicted model, not a curated record